Mesitornis unicolor (brown roatelo) is the source of this 618-nucleotide messenger RNA. RefSeq names its product ORAI calcium release-activated calcium modulator 1 (gene ORAI1). Gene Ontology annotation, biological process: store-operated calcium entry. Bases 13 to 576 code for a protein of 187 amino acids. The record is from RefSeq and is a predicted model, not a curated record. Gene Ontology annotation, cellular component: membrane. Gene Ontology annotation, molecular function: store-operated calcium channel activity. Lineage: Eukaryota; Metazoa; Chordata; Aves; Mesitornithiformes; Mesitornithidae. The transcript has a single exon.
UUUCAGGUGGCUAUGGUAGAAGUUCAGCUGGAUGCUGAACACGACUACCCGCAAGGCCUCCUGAUAGCCUUCAGUGCCUGCACCACUGUCCUCGUGGCAGUUCACCUCUUUGCACUCAUGAUAAGUACCUGCAUCCUCCCAAACAUAGAGGCUGUUAGCAAUGUGCACAAUCUCAACUCUGUAAAGGAGUCUCCUCACGAGCGCAUGCAUCGGCACAUUGAGCUCGCCUGGGCAUUUUCUACUGUCAUUGGGACUUUGCUCUUUCUUGCAGAGGUGGUGUUACUGUGCUGGGUGAAGUUUCUGCCUUUAAAGAAGAAAACUGAUAAUCCUCUUCAGAGCAACAGCUCCUCUACCAUCACAUCAGGACAGGCAGCAGCCAUUGCAUCAACGUCUAUUAUGGUUCCCUUUGGACUGAUUUUCAUUGUGUUUGCAGUCCACUUCUACAGGUCGCUGGUGAGCCAUAAAACAGACAGGCAGUUUCAAGAACUGAACGAACUUGCAGAAUUUGCACGGCUCCAGGAUCAGCUGGAUCACAGAGGUGACACGAUCUCCUCAGCUGUUACCCAUUUUCCGUAAACCUGUCCUUCAGAAAAAUAAACCCACUAUUCUGCUUCUGCC